This is a messenger RNA of Knipowitschia caucasica, 426 nucleotides long. The record is from the annotation of a GenBank genome assembly. Lineage: Eukaryota; Metazoa; Chordata; Actinopteri; Gobiiformes; Gobiidae.
AUGGAGGGAGGAAAUGCAAAAAAAAAAGUUGGAUAUAUGAAUAACAAAAAAGACGCUUGCCAACCAGCUCUGACUCGUCAGUCUACAGUGGACGACGAGAUAUCACAGCCCAAUAAACUAAAUGGCUCUGUUGCAGAUUUCCAAAAUUUGCACCGGGAGCUUCUCCUUGGCCAUAAACGAGGGCUUCUGCUCGGGGUGAGGCCGGAGCUGAAGAGGGUCAUGGAGCAGCGGAGGGGGAAGCUCCACAAAGAAGAGGAACAGGCUCGACUGGGCCCAUCCGACCUGGAGACCGAGCUCCGCAAGAGGCAGCAAAAACUCAAAGAGUAUGAACUUGAGGAAGUGAAGCAGCGAGAAAACCAGGAGAAGAUUCCAGAAUUUGUCCGAGUGAAAGACAAUCUGAGACGGACACAGGCAUUCGAGCCAUGA